Molecule: messenger RNA, 1207 nt
Organism: Contarinia nasturtii (swede midge)
Lineage: Eukaryota; Metazoa; Arthropoda; Insecta; Diptera; Cecidomyiidae
Gene: slx1
Product: structure-specific endonuclease subunit SLX1 homolog
Exons: 4
Coding region: 94-1017 (307 amino acids)
Biological process (GO): double-strand break repair via homologous recombination
Cellular component (GO): Slx1-Slx4 complex
Molecular function (GO): 5'-flap endonuclease activity; crossover junction DNA endonuclease activity
Source: RefSeq, a predicted model, not a curated record
CACAAAGACAUAUAAAAUGAGGCGAGCUUUUAUGUGCUGUGUUGUUGUCUGUGUUGACAGUUGUCAAUUUUGGCGCGAAUAUUUCCACAUCUCAUGUGUCAUUCGUGGUGCUCACUACUGAACUUACUGUUCUGUUUUUAUGGUCUAAAGUACACCAAUGUUGAUUAUAGACGAAUAGACAAUUUCGUGUUGCCAACUUCAGUUCAACAUCAACAAACCAUGGAUAACAAUCCAAUUCAAGAAGAUAAAGGCUAUUUCUAUGGUGUUUAUUUGCUGUGCAGUCAAAGUGAUAACCCAAAAUAUCGAAAUAAAAAUUACAUUGGUUUCACUGUCAACCCAAACAGACGAAUUAUUCAACAUAAUCGCGGAAAUAUGUUUGGCGGUGCCAAGAAAACCAGCGACAAAGGACCAUGGGAAAUGGUAUUGAUUGUUCAUGGCUUUCCGAACAACAUAUCGGCUUUGCGGUUUGAAUGGGCUUGGCAACAGCCGAAAGAAUCGCGUCGGCUACGGCAUUUGGACGAAUUAAAACGUCGAAAACCAGGCGAAAGUUUUUUCGAUUUGAAUUUUCGCAUUUUGACGGAAAUGCUACGAACACCACCAUGGAAUCGACUUGCGUUGACUGUGCGAUGGUUGUCUAAGGAGUUUGCACGCGAUUUUCCGGUCACCAAACUGCCUCCGAGCCAUAUGUUAAUCCGGCAAGGCGACAUUGUGUUGAAGAAGGCAAAGAAGCCUUCUUGUCCGAUGGAUGAUUUCGCAUCUCAAAGCCCCGUAAAAUGUAUUAUUUGUGAUCGAUUCGUAUCUGCGGUGGAACGCGUAAGCUGCUCAAAUUCUGGCUGUUCAUUAAAUUGUCAUCUCAUUUGUUUAGGUCAACGUUUCUUGGAGCCGGGUGAAUAUGUGCCAAUUAGUGGAUCAUGUCCAAAAUGCCAUCAAAUUCAACUCUGGAGCGAUGUUGUGCGCAAAUUCAAGGGCUAUUCCGAUGCAAUCGUUUUAGCUGCUGAUGACGAACAUGAUAUAUAACAACAAUUUUGUUUCCAUAAUUUUAUUGCUAGAUUAUUAGAAAUUAACGGACUAGAGAAAUGUCUCAAUUUAAUCGACGACAUAUGAAUGGAAUUUGCAUGACAAAGCGGCCGUUUUAGGGUCGUAUGAUUUUUAUUGUGACUAAGUGAUAUACGAAAGUAAUAAAAUUAAUGAUGAUUUGUGUAAAAUA